This is a messenger RNA of Erpetoichthys calabaricus (reedfish), 2206 nucleotides long. RefSeq names its product cell division cycle 73, Paf1/RNA polymerase II complex component, homolog (S. cerevisiae) (gene cdc73). NCBI's taxonomy places the organism in Eukaryota, Metazoa, Chordata, Cladistia, Polypteriformes, Polypteridae. The record is from RefSeq and is a predicted model, not a curated record. The transcript has 17 exons. The coding region runs from base 32 to 1630 and encodes 532 amino acids. Gene Ontology annotation, molecular function: RNA polymerase II complex binding. Gene Ontology annotation, biological process: transcription elongation by RNA polymerase II; positive regulation of transcription elongation by RNA polymerase II. Gene Ontology annotation, cellular component: Cdc73/Paf1 complex.
GAGCGCUCCACUCUGUGUAGAGCGAGUGAAGAUGGCGGACGUGUUGAGUGUCCUGCGUCAGUACAACUUCCAGAAAAAAGAAGUCGUCGCUAAGGGAGAUGAGGUUAUUUUUGGAGAAUUUUCUUGGCCUAAAAAUGUUAAAACCAACUACGUUAUCUGGGGCACGGGCAAAGAGGGUCAACCCAAGGAGUAUUACACCUUGGAUUCCAUCUUGUUCCUUCUUAACAAUGUCCAUCUUCCUCACCCUUCCUACGUGCGUCGAGCUGCAACUGAAAACAUUCCUGUUGUAAGAAGACCAGACAGAAAAGAUCUCUUAGCUUAUCUGAAUGGAGAAAGCUCCACUUCUGCAAGCAUUGACAGGAGUGCGCCAAUUGAGAUUGGCUUGCAAAGACCCACACAAGUUAAAAGAGCUGGAGAUGAUAUAUCGGCAGAAGCAAAAAAGCCAAGGAUAGAGGAUGAAGAGCGUGUACGACUUGACAAAGAGCGAUUGGCUGCUCGUCUUGAAGGGCACAAAGAAGGCAUUGUACAAACAGAUCAAAUUAGAUCUCUUUCAGAAGCUAUGUCAGUUGAAAAGAUUGCUGCUAUUAAAGCCAAAAUUAUGGCAAAGAAAAGGUCAACUAUCAAAACUGACCUGGAUGAUGACUUAACGGCUCUGAAACAAAGAAGUUUUGUGGAUGCAGAGGUGGACGUAACUCGUGAUAUUGUCAGCAGGGAGCGAGUAUGGCGAACAAGAACAACAAUCCUACAGAGCAGUGGAAAGACUUUUUCUAAGAAUACCUUUGCAAUCCUCCAGUCUGUGAAAGCAAGAGAAGAAGGACGUGCGCCUGAACAAAGACCAGCACAAAAUGCAACACAGGCGGAUCCUACUUUGAGAAACAAGCAACCAGUGCCAGCUGCUUAUAACAGAUACGAUCAAGAAAGAUUUAAAGGAAAAGAAGCGGAAACUGCAGAUUUUAAGAUUGAUACCAUGGGUACCUACCAUGGUAUGACACUGAAGUCAGUGACUGAAGGAGCAUCAGCAAGAAAACCCCAAGCUCCUGCAGUUCAGCCUGUUCCUAGACCAGUUUCCCAAGCCAGACCUCCUCCUAAUCAAAAGAAAGGCUCUCGAACUCCUAUUAUUAUAAUUCCUGCAGCUGCUACUUCAUUAAUAACCAUGCUUAAUGCCAAGGACCUUCUCCAAGACCUGAAGUUUGUACCUUCUGAGGAAAAGAAAAAACAAGGGUUUCAGAGAGAAACUGAAGUUUUGUUACAGAGGAGGAAAGAUCAAAUUCAACCUGGCGGAACAACAUUAAGUGUAACUGUACCAUACAGGGUGAUAGAUCAACCCCUCAAACUUGCAACUCAAGACUGGGAUCGAGUAGUGGCUGUGUUUGUGCAAGGUGCUGCUUGGCAGUUUAAGGGAUGGCCAUGGCUGCUUCCAGAUGGAUCUCCGGUAGAUAUUUUUGCAAAAAUCAGAGCAUUCCACCUCAAGUAUGAUGAAGUAAAGAUGGACCCUAAUGUGCAGAAGUGGGACGUUACUGUUUUGGAACUGAGCCAUCACAAAAGACAUUUGGACAGACCUGUGUUUUUGCGUUUCUGGGAAACCUUAGACAAGUACAUGGUAAAGCACAAAUCCCACUUGAGAUUCUGAGUCCUCUGGCUGCCACUCAUUUCCUGCAGUUUGGAUUAAGAAAUAUGAGCGCUGCCCCUGUCAUGGGACUAGGACUGUUUAACCACCGUGUCUGAGAACUGUCAAGAGCUUCAUCACUCAAGAGCAGCUCAUAUCCACUCGAACCUGCUUGUCGGAGGGCUUUCUGCAUUGGCAAAAAGAUUGUUGUCUGCCUUAGCUAGAAAUAACCAUUUGUGCUGCAGUUUCCUUUUUUGGGGAAGGGUGUGGGGUCCAGACCUUAGACUGUCAUCUAGUUAAUGUACCAAAAGUAUAUAUUUUAAUAGCUCAGUUUCUAUUUUCAUCCUGGAGAACUUAAUUUACUUCUACCCCAUAUCCAAAGCCAAUUUUGAGCCAAAACCCCAAAAUAAAGUCUACUGCUCCUAAAAUUGGAUGAUGUGGUACUUAAUAUUUGUUCAUUUUUUGCAUUGUAAAAAUUAUUUUUUAUUUUUUUAAAGAGUCGAAGGCACCCGUAGAUGUCUCUGACUUGGAUUAUAAUUCAGACUCUUAGGAGCUGAAAAUGUUCCAUAGUGGAAAAAGUGUGUCGGUGAAAACAAAAGA